Cryptomeria japonica (Japanese cedar) is the source of this 2178-nucleotide messenger RNA. Its product is annotated as pentatricopeptide repeat-containing protein At4g13650. Gene Ontology annotation, molecular function: RNA binding; protein binding. The record is from RefSeq and is a predicted model, not a curated record. Lineage: Eukaryota; Viridiplantae; Streptophyta; Pinopsida; Cupressales; Cupressaceae. The coding region runs from base 1 to 2178 and encodes 725 amino acids. The transcript has a single exon. Gene Ontology annotation, biological process: RNA modification.
AUGUAUACUAAAUGUGGGAGUAUGCUUAAUGCACGCCAAGUAUUUGACAAAAUGUCUCAACGAGAUGCUGUAUCUUGGACUGCACUGAUUUCUGGGUAUGUUCAAAACGGUGAUGGCAUAGAAGCCUUGAAUUUGUUUCGCGAAAUGCACGGAGAGGGCUUAAAGAUGGAUCGCUUUAGUUUGUGUAGCGUCCUAAGAGGGUGUGCUGGUAUGGCUGCUUUAGAAUCAGGUCAGCAGUUUCAUUCCCAUGUUAUUAAAUUGCUGCUUGAAGGAGAUGUUAUUGUAGGCAGUGCGCUUGUUGAUAUGUAUGCAAAAUGUGCAAGUUUAGAGAAUGCACAGAAAAUAUUUGACAGAAUGCCUGAGCGAAAUGUGGUCACUUGGACUGCAAUGGUUUGUGGAUAUGCUCAGAAUGGCCAAUUUGAGGAAUUCUUUCACCUCUUUGGACAAAUGCAAAGACUGAGAGUGGAGUUGAACUUUGUUACAUAUGUUGGUCUCCUUACAGCGUUUUCCAACUCGGGAUAUCCAGAACAUGGGAGACAGAUCCAUGGAUGCAUCGUCAAAGUUGGACUUGCAGAAGAUGUUUCUGUGGCUAAUGCCCUUGCUAGUAUGUAUAUAAAAUGUGGGAGAAUGGAGGAUGCAUUCGUUGUGUUUGAUAGAUUGCCUAAUCCAAAUCUGGUUUCGUGGACUGCAAUGAUUACUGGAUAUGCCCAGCACGAACAUGGUGAAGAGGCUCUCAAACUCUUUAUUCAAAUGUGUAACGCAAACCAAAAUCCAAAUCAAUUUACUUAUGCCGGUGUUGUCAAAGCUUGUGCCACUGAUGGAGCCAUGGAAGAAGGCAGGCAGCUGCAUUCCCACGUCAUCAAAAGUGGAAUAGAGAGGCAUGUCUAUGUGGGGAAUGCUCUUAUUACCUUGUACGGCAGAUGUGGAAGUAUGCAAUCUGCACAGAAGGCGUUUGAGGAUAUACAGAGGCCAGAUGUGAUCUCAUAUACCGCACUGCUAGCUGGAUUUGCUCAAAACGACCUUUGUAUGCAGGCUUUCAAUCUGUUUUGCAAAAUGCAGCGGUCAGACAUGGAAAUAGACAACUUUGUCUUUGCUACUGUUCUUAGUGCAUCUGCUAGCCUGGGAGCUUUAGGAAUGGGCAAUCAAUUACACGCUCAUGCCAUCAAAGAUGGAUUUGAGUAUGAUUUAUUUAUUCAGAAUGCUCUUGUUGACAUGUAUAUUAAAUGCAGGAGCAUGAAAGAUGCACAAAAUGUUUUUGAUAAGAUGCUUCACAAAGACGUUGCCUCAUGGAAUGUAAUGAUAUCAGGGUAUAGUCAGAGUGGACAUGGGGAGAAUGCUCUGAAACUCUUUUUCCAAAUGCAAGAAAGGGGCAUAGAUAAAGAACUUGUUACCUUCACCAGCGUCCUCAGAGCAUCUGCCAGCCUAGCUGUUGUGGAGCAGGGAAGACAGGUUCAUGGCCUGAUCUUUAAAACUGGGUAUGAAUCGGAUGUUUCUGUGGGGAACACACUUGCUGACAUGUAUGCAAAGAGUGGCAGCAUACAUUCAGCUCACAAGGUAUUUGAUAACAUGCCUAAGAAGGAUUCGGUAACAUAUAAUGUGAUAAUUUCAGGAUAUUCUCAGCAUGGACAUGAAAAGAAAGCCCUUCAAUUCUUUGAGGAGAUGCAGUUGGCCCAUAUGCCACCAAAUGACAUCACCUUUAUUUGUGUUCUCUCUGCUUGCAGUCAUGUAGGUCUAGUUAAUGAAGGUCGCAACUACUUCAAGUCUAUGACUCAAGAUCAUAACAUCAAACCGAGAAUGGAGCAUUAUGCUUGUAUGGUUGAUCUACUCAGCCGAGCUGGGUGUUUCGACGAGGCAGAGAAUUUUAUUAGGGAGAUGCCAUUUCAACCUGCGGCAGUAAUUUGGAGGACAUUGCUUGGUGCAUGUAGAAUUCAUGGCAACAUAGAGCUGGGAAAACAUGCAGCAAAAUGUGCUCUUGAAUUGGAACCACAGGAUUCUGCAACCUAUUUGUUGUUGUCAAAUAUGUUUGUAGUGGCUAACUUGCAGAUUGAUGCAGUAAAUGUGAGAAAAUUGAUGAAGGAUAGGAGGGUGAGAAAGGAGCCUGGGCAAAGUUGGAUCCAGCUAAAGGAUGAGGUGCAUUCCUUCAUAGUUGGAGAUACAUUUCACUCACAAACUGUUUGA